Pelobates cultripes (western spadefoot toad) is the source of this 167-nucleotide messenger RNA. NCBI's taxonomy places the organism in Eukaryota, Metazoa, Chordata, Amphibia, Anura, Pelobatidae. The record is from the annotation of a GenBank genome assembly.
AAGGAUGCUACCAGCAGCUUCUCAAUAAAGUCUUGGAGGAUGGAUGUGCUAAGGACAUUGAUUCUGAUGAGGAGACUGAGUUGGAGGAUAUGAAGCCUGCCUUGCGGUCUGCUGUGACUAUCCAUGAAUAUGAAUGUGGUGCUGCUUGGGGAGAUUUGCAUAGAUAG